Molecule: messenger RNA, 2628 nt
Organism: Porites evermanni
Lineage: Eukaryota; Metazoa; Cnidaria; Anthozoa; Scleractinia; Poritidae
Source: the annotation of a GenBank genome assembly
AUGGGAGUUUCCGGGACCUUCACAACUCCGUUUUUCCCGGCCAACUAUCCUAAUAACUUAAACUGUGUAUGGACAAUCAACGUUCCACCAGGAAAUAGAUUCGUCCUUUCCUUUCCGCCGGAUUUCGCUCUUGGUUCAGGGUGAGUCAUUGUUUCUUCCAAAACCCCUGGAACAGGCUACUUAAGUCAAAUGAAGACCUUGUUAGCAAAAUUCGAAGCGGCACCUUUACAUACCUUUUGUCAAGGUAAAAUAUGUAAGACUAACGAAAGCUGUUUCAAAAAAUAUAUUGCGAAGUUAAUUUCAGGAUAGUUCAACAAGCAAUACAUUUUUAUUUACAGUGCGGCGAGAUAGGAAUGAAAGCACUUGUUAUUCAGUAAUACCAAAGGAAGAUUUUGCGCGGAUUUUUAUAAAUCGAAUAGAUUGAACUAAUAAUUUUGGAGGCCUUUGGAACUCAAUGCCAUGUUUUUCCCUUAUAUAUUGCACAAAGCUCGCUCGAAUCAAGCACAGAAGUUUGAUUCAUUUUAUGACACGUAUAUGGCAUUAUGCUUGUAACCUUACUUCAAAUGUCAAUUAUCUACUUAUUUGUUUUUCUCAGAGACUCUUUUACUUUUUCCGUUGGUGCCAGUACCUUUACUAUUACCGACGCCGGUUUCCCAAGUGGAGGAGACGACGAUGAACCGUCAUAUUAUGACGAGUUUGUUAACCAAGACAAUGGCAAUUUUUAUGAUUAUUUAAAUAAACGCCGUUUUUAUUACUACUAUGACGGAAGACGUCGAAGAGAUGAUGAUGAUGGUCCCAUUUCUGUCCGAUCGAGGAGCCGCCAGGUAGUGAUCCAAGGCUCAAACCAACCGAUAAUGGUCCAGUUCAUCAGCGACUCCAGUGGAACCGCACCAGGAAUUAGUGUUGCCUUCAGAGAUGAAAGAUCUCCAGGUUAGCUUCUACUCUUAUAGAGAUUUUCUCUUUAUUAAUUGUACUGUUCUGCAUCGUGUUGCAUGGGUUGUUUUCUCGUGUAAUACUGCAGUGUCGCCCGGCAGUGCUAUUAGAGCUCUUAAGUUAGGCGGAAAAUAAAACGUAACUAUGUUCUCGGCCGUUUGCUUGGUUUAAACCUUGGCUAGAAAUUAGUUGCUGUAUUCUUAGUAAAAAUACAUCAGCACACAGAAGGGCUUUGAGGAGGCACUUUUAAAACUGCUCUCGCGUUUCCAUUUAUAAAAUAGCACACCCGGCCAGCCAUAGUUGGGGGUCCAGCAAGGGAAUCCAGGGAAAGGAACCUUAGGUACUCUAAUUCACACCCUGAUCCCAACAUUCAUAGCGGAGCUUUAGGACAGCGGAGCACUAUGGGUAAGAAAGUUUGGUUAUCCGUGUAUCCGAGAAAUUUUGGUAGUCACGUCCGAACCACAGGACAACCAAUGUGACAUGACCUUUUUUACUUUGGGUGGAGCCUGCAACCGGUGUAUAACUUGGCUACCCAGACUUUUAAAGAGAAAAAACAACAUCAAAGCCGAGUCUUUUCUUUUUCGACUAAAUCUUAAUGUCUACGCUGACAUGGAUAACAGAGAAAGAGCUGGAGCGAGAGAUAAAAAACAAAGCAGACGAAUUUCGUUAGAGACACAAUAUGAAAAUUUUAAAGCGGUCAGGGUGAGAAAAUGAGAAAUGUUGGUAUCCAGUGAGGUGAAAAUGAGGGGCAGUGAAAAAGAAAGCGAACAGCAACACAAGCAACAGAAUUUUUAGUCAGAACACACGACACUUCUUCAGUAAAACAUGUAAAUAGAAAGUUUCACCUUGCAGUUGUGCAAAACAACGACAGAUGUACAAAAAAGUGUGCUGCACGUGCAACGUCGUUUUUUAUUGCUAAUAAGACCCAUUGUUUUUCUUUGUUUUUCCCUUCUCGUUGCCUUCGCCUUUUAGCAGCAAAGGAUUUUAUUUUGGGCGAGUAGACUAUUAGUGUAGUAACGAGAGCUUCGCUUUUAGCCCUGGCUAAAUAGUAUAUAUUAGACCGGAGGGUUAUGUAAAAAAGUACUCAGCCAAACACUUUGAAUUUGGAGUAACUGACACCAAAGAAACUUAAAUCUUAUGUUGCAAGUUGCCUGUCAAUUAACUAUUUGACUUGCUCAAAUAGACAAUUCUGAACAAAAUUAUUUUCAAUUUUGAAUACAAGACUUAAAAGGAUGGAAAGUACUGGCUGCAAUACCAAAAGUCCCUGCAUCUGCUCAUGUACCCUUAGUAAGUUCAUGAAUACAUGGUCGCACUGCUACUUACGGCUAAUUACCGACCCUACAGGAGGACAUGAUAGAAACUGUAAGGAUCGUCAAAUAGGGGACGACUAAAUUCUGUAUACCCAACUUUCAACGUAGAAACAGUGCAUGAAGAAUGGGAACGCUGUCUCCCGGAUAUGGAGAUUCUAUCUUUCCCACCUAUUAAAAAAUGAUAAAACUGGUUUUUAGCGCAAGCGCGCUUAGCGAACAUUCAAUAAUCUUGAGAAAGUGCACCCCGGAUAGUUAAUAGUUAGCAUUAAAUUUGGAUGCAAAUAUCCUUGAUAAUCCCAUUUUAAUUGCAUUUCUUUCUUAAUUUGCAGAUACAGAUACAUCUGGUGAGAGUGGUGGUGAGAGCUCGGAUGAGGAAGAGUUGUAA